This is a messenger RNA of Rosa chinensis, 1326 nucleotides long. Its product is annotated as zinc finger protein CO3. Lineage: Eukaryota; Viridiplantae; Streptophyta; Magnoliopsida; Rosales; Rosaceae. The transcript has 3 exons. The record is from RefSeq and is a predicted model, not a curated record. Bases 208 to 1092 code for a protein of 294 amino acids. Gene Ontology annotation, molecular function: protein binding. Gene Ontology annotation, cellular component: nucleus. Gene Ontology annotation, biological process: regulation of flower development.
ACCCGAGAGAGAUUUAGGUGUGGUCAACACGUUAUGAUCAGCACACUGGCUGGGGUAGGCUCGCGUCUCAUCUAUCUCCAGCACCAGCAAAAGAAGAAAUCCAACACCAAGCUCUCUCCACAGGUCAACGCUUAGCUUUUCCUCUCCAAAAACCGUGACGUCAUCGUCCACGUCACCUGCAGACCCAUCCCGUCGUCCCUGUUCUCUAUGGCCCCCCGCCCUUUUGCUUUAAGUACCCCCCAUCCCUCCUCCAGUAUAUUCACUCCUCUCAAACCUUCCCACAACUCCCAAAAAUUCUCGACCGACUUCCCCACACGCGCCAUGUACGGUCACAACGGCAACGCAUUCCCACGCGCCAACGACUUCGAGGGCCUGCCAAUGCCGGCCCUGCCCUUCGGGACAUACAACAAUGACUACCACCACCUCGGCGCGGCGGCGAAUGAGUUCAGCAACAACAGCUGUAGCAGUGGCUGCAGCAGCUACGGUGGCUCGCCCACCUAUGCGAGUACCACUACCACUACGACUAUUCAUGAUCAUGAGGUUGAGCCGAGCCUGAUGAUUCAGAGGAGUGUGAGCAGCCACUCGCUCCAGAAGAACAUCGGGACCCACCGGCUCGUCUCGGACUUGCUGGAGCUCGAGACCGGCCCCGUCCGGAGGGUUUAUAGCACCGGCGACUUGGAUUUGCAGAGGAUUAACAAUACUAAUGGGGUGCAAGUGCAGCAAUUGCAUAGCAGCUACAGAUCAUCAUCAGAAAGUAGUCCAUUGUCAAGCGAGAGCAGUAUGAUCAUUGAAGGAAUGAGCAAAGCCUGUCGUUACAGUCCUGAGGAGAAGAAAGAGAGAAUCGAGAGGUACAGAAGCAAGAGAAACCUCAGGAACUUCAACAAAACGAUUAAGUAUGCAUGUAGGAAGACAUUGGCGGACAGCAGGCCGCGCAUCAGAGGGCGAUUUGCAAGGAAUGAUGAAAUUGAUCAGAAGAAUUCCCCUAAUGUUCAGUGGAGCCAAAUGAGUGGGGAGGAAGAUGAAGAGGAUGGCGAUGGUUGGAUCAACCUGCUUGAUGCAUUCUCUUCAAUCGAAUCAAAUUCCUUAAUCUAGGGACAAUGAAACUACUCUAUGUCAAAUGUUUUAGCAAGUAGCUACUAGCCAUAUUAAACUUAGGCUGCUUGGUUUGAAGUUUUAUUAUGCAGAAUGCAGUACUUUAAGCGCUAUUAAGCUUGAAGUAGGUGAUGUAAAUAUAGGUAAUUGUAUCAUUCCUAGAAUGACAAUGUUGAAUCUUAAGGCUUCUAAUCAAUGCUGAAGUUUUUCACUAUCGAUCAACUCAUUAGUCAA